GGGGAAAGAAGAAAGCGGGGCGCAAGAAGUCGCCUAAUUCUAAUUCGAGAAUUGGAUUAGGCGCUUCUUCGUCCCACACCACACCAGGCCACAUUCCUCUGUAAAUAAUACAGUGCUAGCAUAAAAUUAAAUUGACGGUCGAUCGGAUCGAGAUCGAGCAUGGAUGGGUUGGUUGGGCUGUUGAAGGUGCGUGUGGUGCGUGGGAUCAACCUUGCAUACCGCGACGCAAGAGGCAGUGAUCCAUACGUUGUCCUUCGCCUCGGCAAGCAGAAACUGAAGACAAGCGUGAAGAAGCGAUCUGUGAACCCUAUCUGGCAUGAGGAGCUAACCCUGUCGAUCACGAACCCGAAUGCACCAAUCAAGCUUGCGGUGUUUGACAAGGACACCUUCAGCAAGGACGACCCAAUGGGGAACGCGGAGAUCGAGGUGCUGCCAUUGACGGAGGUCCUGGACCUGGACACCGAGAGCAUCCGCAACGGCGCGGUGGUGCGGUCGGUCCCGCCGAGCAGCCGGAACUGCCUCGCCGAAGAGAGCCACGUGUGCUGGAAGAACGGGAAGUUCGUCCAGGAGAUGAUCCUGCGCCUCAGGAACGUCGAGAGCGGCGAGAUACAGCUGCAGCUGCAGUGGGUCAGUAUCAAGAAGUGACCAUGCCGAACCAAUCUUAUAGCAUCUCGAUCCAUACAUCCAUCCAUCCGCCCCGCCCGUUGCACAAGUCGGAUUGUAUGUAACCAGCAGCAAACUCAUCCGAUCGUUAGACCCUGCUGUGCUGCUGUGCUGUGUAGUUAGGAAAGAAAACGGAUUUCUGAACGUCGGUGAGAGCAUCGCGGGGGAAGACUUGGCUUCGAGGUCUAGUGAUGUGGUGUCCGAGUUGAUCUUCGUGAACGAUAUGUACGCAGUUGCCAGUGCUCCAAGACAAUGGCUUUUUCGGGUCUGAUCGAGUCCCGCUAUCCACUCGCCAUCUCCUCUUAAACAUUCAAGGACGGGUAAUGCGUUGGCAAAGAAUGCCCGGCUGAAGUUGUUGCUCUUUCGUGGUGAUCGGUAAUUGUUAUGACGCGACUAGACGAUUGAUUUAGGGCGGGUCCUUUGUGUUGUGUUUGUAAUUGUUGUGGUGGCUAAUUUGUUGAUUAGCUUGGUGUGAAGUUUUUUUUUUUUUUUUGAACUUCUUGCUACAUUUAUUGUUCGGAAAAAACUCUAGUUUCUUGUAUUCCAACGUUUGUCCUCUAUAAAAACAUGACACACCUAAGCGUACU
This is a messenger RNA of Hordeum vulgare subsp. vulgare (domesticated barley), 1250 nucleotides long. RefSeq names its product protein C2-DOMAIN ABA-RELATED 4-like. Lineage: Eukaryota; Viridiplantae; Streptophyta; Magnoliopsida; Poales; Poaceae. The coding region runs from base 160 to 645 and encodes 161 amino acids. The record is from RefSeq and is a predicted model, not a curated record. The transcript is spliced from 3 exons.